CUUUCUUCGUGCAGUGCCAGAACUCUUGCCAAGUUCUUCAACUUCAACUUCAAGUCCAUUCACUCUGCAUUCACCACAAGAGGAGAAACGGCUGAAAGGCAAAGUCUGCCAUUGGCAUUGGAUCUAGGGCUUAGGCAGGGUGGUGUGCAGGGGACGCAAAGGACUGUUCAAUCAAAACCGCUCAACAUCUGGUUUUUAGAGCUUCACUACAGCUUCUAACGGUCAUCUCAAAAGUAGAGGUGGAGGCCAGCACCCACCAGGCCUGGGGGUGCAUUGGGGCAGUAGGCAAGGUGAAACGCGUGGAUUCCAGAUGACAAUCAAUAGAGCUGACGGGCUCAUUGAGCUCGGCCAUGGCCUUUCUCUGCAUGGGCGGACGGUCUUGCGAAUUGAGCUCUUCCUGACAGAUACGACGCCAAAGAAUGGCUUCGACAGCUGGCAACUAAAACAGGACAUACUUUCGUUGAUCACAAGAAAGACGAGCAUUGUGCUCCCAGAAGAUGACCUUUCAACAGGUCCAAUUCAGAAAGAAGCAAACAGCAAGCUCCCGGUUUGUACAGCCCGCUUGUGUCUUUGGCAGGGAGCACUUGAAAGGGAUGCUGAGAAGCUUAUUGUUUCAAAGGUAGAAGGCAUAGAGAUGAAGUCGCUGAACACCCGCCUACGGUGCUCUAUCUCGGUGGAUCUCCAGCAGACUGCCUCAAAGAUCUGCUCAGACUGGGAGGCAGCUUUUGGCCGGUCGGCUGAUGCAUACAGUUCCUUGGCCCCUGGGAAGCGGCCAGACACACUCGUCUUGCGGAAGGUCCCAUCGCGAUGGCUGGGCCAAACUGGAGGGUCAGAAGAGGAGUCUACAAAAAAAGCAAAGGAGAUCUUCCAUUCGUUCGGGGAGGUCAGAAAUGUCCAUGUCGAGGGAGGCGCAAAGAUUAAGCAGGCCGUCACAGCUGCGAGCAAGGAGGCUAUAGCAUCAUCACUCGAGUGCACUGUCCGGGUGCAGUUCACAGAAGUUCAAGGGCUCGUAAAAGCGCUAGAGGGGCUGUGCGGACGGGUCAUGAGGAAGGCUGGCACGACCAAGAUCGUCGAGUACGAAGUGAACUGGGACCGCGAGCACUUCUUCAGCCCGGAGAAUUGCGCGCGCAGGGCGGCAGAACUAGAGCGGCGGGAAUUGGAGGAGAAGCGGCGCGCCGAGGAGCAGCGGUGGAAGCAGAAGAUGGACGUGCGGCGGGCCGAGACGACACGGCUGCAGAAAGAGCGCGCAGAGCGGGAGCGGCAGGAAAGGGAGGAAGAGCAGCGGCGGAAGCAGGCCGAGGAGGAGGAGCGGAGAGCGGAAGAGCUGCGCCGGCAGGAGGAGCAGCGGCAGCGUGAACAGGAAGAGCUGCGGGCGCGCUUGGAACUAGAGCGGCGGCAGCAAGCCGAACUAGAGCGAGAGCUGAGGCGGCAGCGGGAGGAACGGGAAGAACAGGAGAGGCUGGAGCGAGAGGCGGCUGCAAGAAAGGAAGAGGAACGGCGGCUGGCCGACGAAGUGCGCCGCCGAGAGGCGGAGGCGGCCGAGGCGCGCGAGCGCGCGUGCGCGGCGGAACGCCAGCGAGCGGAAGACCGAAAGCGGCGGCUGGAGGAGGCGCUAAGCAAGCGGAGCCUCGAGCAAAGACUGCGGGCCAAGCUGGAGAAACGGAUGCCCAGGUUCAAGUCAGACAUUGAUUCGAGGCAGCACUCAUCGAAUGGCAUCUAAUGCUUGCAUUCCUCUGACAGAUAUCAAUGCUGCACUUCACUCCGUCGGAGACAGAAAUGCACGAGUUCGGGUUGCCAUCAAGUCGCUAGCUGGCCCUCCUUAAUAUGAUACUCUGCUCAUUUAGGCUAAGAAGCUUAGCUUGUUGUUGCAUGUUCCUAUAGCUGAUUGACAGAGAUGCGCAUGAUUAUGCGAGUACAGCUGGCCCAGAACAUCGUGUUGUAUACCGAUUUGCGGAGCAUCAUAUUAGCAUGAUGCAUUUUGGCUGCUUUGUGCCAUGGAAGGGAUCAAAAGAACCGCGG
Messenger RNA from Klebsormidium nitens, 2019 nucleotides. NCBI's taxonomy places the organism in Eukaryota, Viridiplantae, Streptophyta, Klebsormidiophyceae, Klebsormidiales, Klebsormidiaceae. The record is from the annotation of a GenBank genome assembly.